AUGAAUUAUGCUCUCAGUUCGCCUUUGAAGGCUAUUCAAGGUACUGCGAUUCAAGACCUCACGGACGGUCGAUUUGGCGUCCCUAAAUUCGGCCGAUCGCGCGGGUGGCCCACCAGCCUAUCAUAUUCAUCUACAACUUCAUCAUUGAAAGCUCGCGGCCUGAGGUUAUCAAGUGUCUCAAUACCAACCAAGCCAAAGUACAUUCCAAAUCAAAGGCCACCUCCACAAGUUCACAGCAGUCUGCCACAUGGCGCAACUGGACAGAACGAGAGAUCACGCAGAGUCAUCAUAUCUCGCUUUCUACUCUUGGAUGGCAAUAUCUCAUUCGUUGUUGGGACCCAGAUUGAUGGUGUUAUUACUCGUGACGCCGAAGAGGUUCCUGUAGCCAACAUACUUGACCACGUCUCACCAGCAGAGAUAGAACGCUUCGAAAACCAUGACUUCUUUGCCGAAGAUGAGAGAGAAAGACUUCUGCCUCCCAGAAAGCCUCGUGGGAGACCGCGAAAAGGUGAGAGCAUAGUGCCAUCUUUCAACAUAGCUCCCAUUGGCCAAGAGACAUCAAGGGAACAAUCACUUCUACCUGAGGGUUCCAUCUCCAUCAAGAAGAAGCUUGGCCGCCCAAAGGGUUCCCACAAUCGAGGUCCGCAUAAGAAGAAGGCCUACAAACUCACGUUGAAACCAUUUGUUCUAUCUGAAACAUCGACUGCUACCAAGAAAGGUCGCGGUCGACCACCACUUCAGAAGAACCUUUCCGUUGUGAUUCCUUCCUUCGAUGGGCCCCAACCCCAAGAGCUCGAAAGUACCCCUGGCGCAGAGUCGGAAAGCGACGACAUGUUAGGCGACCCUAAACCUCAGUAUUCAAUGGUCGCUGCAAGCGGUCUUGGCCAGUCAGACACCGAAGACGUGACAUCGAGAGAUCAAUCUAUUGAUCUCGUAGCACCAUCGAAGAAAAGGCGUUUAGACACAAGCAAUGCUUUCAUUGACCUCAGUUCUGACGCUAACGGCGGCGAGGGAUCGCCACAACCAACGAAGAGGGCUAAAACACUUCCGGAGACGUCCCCAGAUCCUAUCGCCGACGACCGUGCCGCUCUACUCAGACAAUUCCAAGCCAGAGUCUAUGGCCCUGAUCACUCUGAAAAGGGCAGCACCAUUCCUCACCGACAGUCUAAACCCAGCCCCACUCCCGAUGAUAGUACCGCUCUAGUCAGACAAUUUCAUACCCAUAUCCGCUCGUCCAGCCUUGAUUCCUCAUCGUCUGACUCAUUGAUGGGACCAACUCCACGUCCGCUUAAGCCAUUACCGGCACAGUCUGUCCCAUCUGAACCGCUACCCGGAAAAACAUUACUCCCGCAAGACAACUCGGCCAAAGUUCCUGCAUCAUAUCUCAAUAACAGUAUCACGGUCUCUCACUCUCCUCGGCGUCAACCAGCCAAGGCUACGCCUGCCAAAUCGCUAUCGCCAGCCAAAUCCAUCCCGAGAAGAGUCAGCCUUACGCCCCAUUUCCCUCCGAGUACGAGCUUUAGUCAUAUCAAAUCCUUGGGUGGCUCUACAGCAAGUAAGCCUCAGCCUUCAAUUUCCUCAGCAAGUAGGCAUGCGCCUUCACAAGCAACCAAUACGACAUUCUCUCAAACAUCCAGGAUCAUGCCCUCCGCUCCAAAAAAGAGAAAGCCAUCUCCCGUGCCGGGAAGCGCUCCAUCACAUUCUUCUCAAGCCUCAUCCACAAGCAAGAUCGGCUUCGCGGGUCUACAACAAGCGAAAGACAUCACGGACUACUUUGCUCCAAAGGCUACAGUAGCGAAAGAGACAGCGAUCAAGGCUUUGCAUUCUCCAGCGUCGCAGCUACUCGACCCGGAGGACAGCGAAAGCGAGGACCAACUUGCUCGCCAAUCGUCCACCGACAGUAUCAGCUCAGGAGUCAUAGUUGUAAGACAGAAUCACGUGACACCAAGCAGUCGAGCCGUCACUGCUGAAGCCAGGCCGCAAGAGCCGUCCCACAAUCAGGCUCGAAGCGUUCUUGACGGUGCAGAGGAUGACAGCUCGGACGACGAAAGCGAAGACGAACACGGUGGCACGACCCGCGUCUCGAAUACUGCAGCGCCUGUCCCACCUACUGCCAGCCCGGCAAAGGCGCAGAGCAGCGCUGGAGCCUUGAACGAAGCAUUUGAUGCCGAGGACGACAAGGACUCGGAUAGCGACUCUGAUGGCAGUUCGGAUCAUGAUUCGGAUCAUGAUUCGGACAACAACUCGGAUCAUAAUUCGGACAACAACUCGGACAACAACUCGGACAGUUUGAGCUCUGAGGUGAUGAUCGUCAGACCGAGUUGA
This is a messenger RNA of Letharia lupina, 2325 nucleotides long. RefSeq lists its product as uncharacterized. The transcript has 3 exons. The coding region runs from base 1 to 2325 and encodes 774 amino acids. The record is from RefSeq and is a predicted model, not a curated record. Gene Ontology annotation, molecular function: DNA binding. NCBI's taxonomy places the organism in Eukaryota, Fungi, Ascomycota, Lecanoromycetes, Lecanorales, Parmeliaceae.